Neogale vison (American mink) is the source of this 1043-nucleotide messenger RNA. It is a transcript of the gene RPAIN, whose product is annotated as RPA interacting protein. The coding region runs from base 146 to 805 and encodes 219 amino acids. Gene Ontology annotation, biological process: protein import into nucleus. Lineage: Eukaryota; Metazoa; Chordata; Mammalia; Carnivora; Mustelidae. The record is from RefSeq and is a predicted model, not a curated record. The transcript has 7 exons. Gene Ontology annotation, cellular component: PML body; nucleus.
CCGCCUCCUCGGGGUCGCCGGACUGGUCGGCACCUCCCAGAAGGCCCCGCGGGCGGGCGCGCGGAGCGCCGGGAAACUACAGCGGCCAGGAUUCUGCGCGCCCGUGGGGGCGGGGCUGCCCGGCGGCUGCGCCUGCGGACGGGAGAUGGCGGAGGCGCCGGGCUCGGGCCGCCGCUCGCGGUACAAAGCAGUGGGCUCGCUGUCGUGGAAGGAGGCUUUCCGGCAGGGAUGCCUGGAGAGAAUGAGAAACAGCCGGGACAGGCUCCUGAACAGAUACCGCCAGGCUGGAGGCAACAUGCCAAGGAGAGCUCAGAACCCCCUUCUGGUGCAGGAGGUGAUGGAAGAAGAGUGGAGCGCUCUGCGGGCCAGGGACAGCUGUCCAGAGGCCUUGACCCAGUUGGAGGAGCUGCUGGACCUGGCUGUGCUCGAGGAGAUCCAGCAGGAGCUGGCUGACCAAGAACGGCGACUCCUCAGCGAGUACGAGAAGAGCCUGCAGUUCGACGAGCACUGUCUCAGUGUCAUGCUGGCAGAGUGGGAGGCGAACCCACUCAUCUGUCCUGUGUGCGUGAGGUCCAACCUGAGAGUGUCAGGCGGCGUGGUCACGUGUCCGUGUGGCCUGUCCCUCUCCUCGCACUCUCCAGGAUUGACGGAGCAAAAGCUUCGAGCCUUCUUAGAGGACAGCAUCAAUGAGCACGGUGCAUGCUGUCCGCACACGCCUGAGUUCUCCGUCACGGACGGGACAGAAGAAAAGCCCAGUCUUCUCAUGAGCUGCGUGGCUUGCGACACGUGGGCUGUGAUUCUCUAGCGCCGACCUCCACUCCCCAUUCUUCUGGGACAGGGCUUUGUAAAUACCAGCCUUUAACUUAUAUCGGAUUUUGUACUGAAACUCUGCGCUCUCGGUGUGUUGGGACACAGGCUGGAGGAGAAGAAUAGCAAAAACAACGGAGGAAACCGCCCGAUUUUAUUGUCCAUUAUCACAUUAGACAAUCUCGGAGCAGGAGAGUUGUAGAGAUGCAAUAAACGAGGGUAAAUGAGACCGCAAA